CUCUCCCGAAGCCCAGCUCUCAGUGCUGUGUGAGUGCGCGUGUGCUCCGGAGCUCGUCUCGGCACACGUUAUAUAAAAAAUAAAAAAAAAACAAAAAAAAUUAAAAACUUUUAAAAAUUCCAAAAAAUCCUUUUUUUUUCCUUUUUAAAAUAAAAAUCGGCGAAGUGGGAUCAGGAGGCCUUGAAACAUCUCAACAAACCCGAAAAAAAUAACGUUAGUCUAUGAGCUCGCGAAGGCCUGGCGGUUUGCUCGAUUCGCGGUUUUGGAUUUUAAGUGUUACUUGUUUUAAAAUAUCUGUUACCCUAAUUAUUCGUCAUUCGAAGCGCGGAGUCUUUUAGUCGACGGUUGGCAGUUUAAAAAAUUGGCCUGUGUGUGUUAGCCUGACAGCUAACUGUAUAACACGUGAAGAUCUGCGAGCCGAGCAGAAGAUGAACCCCAGCGCGCCCAGUUACCCGAUGGCCUCGCUGUAUGUGGGAGACCUGCACCAGGACGUGACUGAAGCCAUGCUCUACGAGAAGUUCAGCCCGGCCGGUGCCAUCCUCUCCAUCCGGGUGUGCAGGGACAUGAUCACGCGCAGGUCGCUCGGAUAUGCCUACGUCAACUUCCAGCAGCCUGCGGACGCUGAACGCGCUCUAGACACGAUGAACUUUGAUGUGAUCAAGGGUAGACCUGUCCGCAUCAUGUGGUCUCAACGCGACCCCUCGCUGAGGAAGAGCGGCGUUGGAAACAUCUUCAUCAAGAACCUGGAUAAGUCUAUUGAUAAUAAAGCACUUUAUGACACCUUCUCUGCCUUUGGCAACAUCCUGUCCUGCAAGGUGGUUUGUGACGAGAAUGGCUCAAAGGGCUACGGUUUUGUGCACUUUGAGACCCAGGAGGCCGCCGAAAGAGCCAUUGAGAAAAUGAACGGCAUGUUGCUGAAUGACAGAAAAGUGUUUGUAGGGCGCUUCAAAUCUCGCAAGGAGAGGGAGGCUGAGCUCGGCGCAAGAGCCAAAGAAUUUACCAAUGUGUACAUCAAAAACUUUGGGGAUGAUAUGGAUGAUGACAAACUCAAGGACGUCUUCAGCAAAUAUGGUACUGCUAUGAGCAUCCGUGUCAUGACUGAUGAAAAUGGAAAGUCCAGAGGAUUUGGAUUCGUGAGUUUUGAGAGGCACGAAGACGCACAAAGGGCUGUGGAUGAAAUGAACGGCAAAGAACUCAACGGGAAGCUCAUCUAUGUGGGUCGUGCUCAGAAAAAAGUGGAGCGGCAAACUGAGCUCAAGCGCAAAUUUGAACAGAUGAAGCAGGACCGCAUGACUCGCUACCAGGGUGUCAAUCUCUACGUGAAGAACUUGGACGAUGGCAUCGAUGAUGAGCAUCUUCGUAAAGAGUUCUCUCCCUUCGGUACAAUCACCAGUGCCAAGGUCAUGAUGGACGGUGGUCGCAGUAAAGGCUUCGGGUUUGUCUGUUUCUCUUCCCCUGAGGAAGCCACUAAAGCCGUGACUGAGAUGAAUGGCCGUAUUGUGGCCACUAAGCCACUGUAUGUGGCUCUUGCUCAGCGCAAAGAGGAACGGCAGGCCCAUCUCACCAACCAGUACAUGCAGAGGAUGGCCAGUGUCCGCGCAGUGCCAAACCCCGUGAUCAACCCCUACCAGCCUGCACCUCCAUCAGGAUACUUCAUGGCUGCCAUUCCACAGGCCCAGAACAGAGCUGCAUAUUACCCUGCCAGUCAGCUCACCCAGCUCAGACCCAGUCCCCGCUGGACCACACAGGGGGUCCGGCCUCAGCACUUCCAAAACAUGCCAGGCACAAUGCGCCCAUCUGCCCCCAGAGCUCAGAGCUUCAGCACCAUGCGUCCUGCGUCUCAGGUGCCCCGGAUGAUGUCUACACAGCGUGUUGCUGCUCAGACCAUGGGUCCACGACCCACAGCUGCAGCGGCUGCGGCUUCUGCUCCUCCAGUGCGUGGCGUACCACAGUACAAAUACACCCCCAGUGUCCGCAGCCCCCAGCAGCACAUGAACACACAGCCUCAGGUUACCAUGCAGCAGCCUGCUGUGCAUGUGCAAGGACAGGAACCGCUGACGGCCUCCAUGCUCGCCGCUGCUCUGCCACAGGAACAGAAGCAGAUGCUGGGUGAGCGUCUCUUCCCACUUAUCCAGAACAUGCAUCCCAGUCUGGCUGGCAAGAUCACUGGUAUGCUGCUGGAAAUCGACAACUCGGAGCUCCUCCACAUGCUGGAGUCUCCAGAGUCUCUGCGCUCCAAGGUCGAUGAGGCGGUGGCCGUACUCCAGGCUCACCAGGCUAAAGAAGCCGCUCAGAAGACUGUGACCAACUCUUCUGGCGUGCCAAGCGUUUAAGCCAAGGGGGACCCAACCUUGAAUCUUCACAGAGAGGAAAAAGUAAACAAAACAAAAAAAAACUGAAAACAUGGAAAACUAUAUUUAAAAAAGAAACUAGAAAGAGCCAGGUCUAGAGACAAGCAUUCUAGGCCUAGUCAAGGUAUUUAAAAAAAGGAAAAA
Carassius carassius (crucian carp) is the source of this 2495-nucleotide messenger RNA. RefSeq names its product polyadenylate-binding protein 1A-like. The transcript has 15 exons. Gene Ontology annotation, cellular component: ribonucleoprotein complex; nucleus; cytosol. Lineage: Eukaryota; Metazoa; Chordata; Actinopteri; Cypriniformes; Cyprinidae. The record is from RefSeq and is a predicted model, not a curated record. The coding region runs from base 429 to 2333 and encodes 634 amino acids. Gene Ontology annotation, molecular function: poly(A) binding; mRNA 3'-UTR binding; poly(U) RNA binding.